This is a messenger RNA of Nomia melanderi (Alkali bee), 6634 nucleotides long. RefSeq names its product DDB1 and CUL4 associated factor 12-like protein (gene DCAF12). NCBI's taxonomy places the organism in Eukaryota, Metazoa, Arthropoda, Insecta, Hymenoptera, Halictidae. The record is from RefSeq and is a predicted model, not a curated record. Gene Ontology annotation, molecular function: protein binding. Gene Ontology annotation, cellular component: Cul4-RING E3 ubiquitin ligase complex.
AGCUGUAAUAAAGCCCAGUAGGGGGGGUAAACUUCUCCCGUUGACAAUUGAUAGAAGCUGCUCUCUUUGUUUUUCAUAAUUAUUCAAGAAUCAUUUGAUUUAUUGUUAUUAACAAAUAAAGUAACUUUAUAAAAAUAUUUGAUGAGGAAACCGGACAAUAUGGUUAGAAAGUUUCAGUGGAUUUUCUUAAAUUUUACGCAAUUUUGCUGCUCGUUUCAAUAUGGCGAUGGUUAGAUGCUUGGUGUCUCGAAGGUCUCCUCACUUAUUAUGAAUUUCGUGGCUUUCUUUUCUAUUUCGUUGUAUAAUUUUGAUAUAAAACCUUGAUGUUUAUAUGAUUCUCCGUAAGUGCAUACGAGUUACAUAAUUAUGAAGUUCUGCAUGUGAUAGACAAAGGAUUUCGUCCGAAGGUAGCUUUGCUUAGGUAGCUGGAUAGAUUUGGCAAUUACCGUCCUUCUAGUAAGUCAAAGCAGAAUUGCUGCCAAGAAGAAUUUCUUCUUAUUUUAUUUUACACCAACCAAAUUUAUAAAUAUUUCAUCAAACGGAACUGGAAUUUCCUUUGACAAAGUUAUUUAAGCACUAUAAUUUUUCAAUGUCACAAGAUAGAUAUAUCGAUCAUUACAAUGACUGUGUUAUCGCAUGAAUAUAAACAACACGUUUGAAUUAUUUAAUUCCUUUUGGAAGUUAAAUGAAUGAAAGAUAAUUUUUGUUAUAAUGUCAGGAACACCUGUUUGUGUUCCAUUUAAAGAAAGUAAUUCAAUCGAAAACAAUUAUCAAACAUAUUUGACAUAAUACUUUUGAGACUGUAAAUAAAAAAUAGUCUCAAUCGUUACGUAGACAAGAGGUAAUUUUAAUAAUUACCGAAUAAAUUUUACAUGCAACAAACUCUAUAAUUUAUCAAUUAUAAAAUUUAAACAAAAUGGCUGAAACACAGAGAAUGACUGUAUAUGGCAGACAUCCACCCUGUGCUAAUGGAAAUCGUUUAGAAGAACGCCGUGCUAGUUUUUAUUGCAGAUUAGCAUUAAGUUUAGAAAGGAAUCGAAAGUUAGAUAAGCAAGAAGACUUUGUGUGUUAUGAAUCAAGUGAUGAUGAAGCAGAAUCCAUAAAUGAAGGAAAACAAUUUUUAAGGACAUCUUUUAACUUUGUGGACUAUGUACGUGCUAGAGAAACAAAUACAAGAGAAGUGCGGAAAAUUAAUCAAGAAUAUGGAUUUCGCCAUAUAUUGACUCACGAAUUAUUUAAAGAAUAUUCAGUUAGUUUAAAUAAUAUGAAUAAAGUGUUUUGCUCUCAGUGGUUAAGUGAUAGACAAGUAGUAUUUGGUACAAAAUGCAACAAAUUGAUGGUUUACGAUGUAGCAACACAAAAAUUAGAUCAAAUACCAUCCCUACAUGGACGACAAAUUAAUUCUGGAGGUGCUGCUGUUCCUGAACAACAAUGUGGUAUACAUUCUGUUCAAAUUAAUCCUUCGAGGACACUUUUAUCAACUGGAGCAAGAAAUAGUAAUGAAAUUGCAAUAUAUAGGCUACCAACAUUAGAUCCGGUUUGUGUAGGAGAAGGUGCCCAUAGAGAUUGGGUUUUUGAUAUGUGUUGGCUAGAUGACGAAUUUUUAGUUUCUGGUUCUAGAGACACUAAAAUGGCUUUGUGGCGUAUUGAUAAUGAUCUUGCAGAAGCCCCUGACAAAGCAGACGUGCCUACUCACAGGUUAAUUCAACCAGUUUGUGUGAAAGAAUGCAGAUCAGCUCAAAGAGUACGAGCUCUUGCUUUCCAUAGGACAUACAAAGAAAUUGCUGCACUCACUUUGAAUAGCUUUAUACACAUUUGGUCUGCGGAAACAUUCAGACAAAAAAUUUCUAGAAAAUUACCAGUUUGUCAAGAGAAUGUUUGUCUUGCAGUGCAAGAUAAUGGUGUUUAUGCAGUGGGAUGUCGUUCUCAUACUUUAUUGUUAGACCCAAGAACAUUACAAAUUAUUAAGAAAGUACCGUCACGAUAUAGUGGUUGUGGAAUUAGGUCGGCCAGUUUCCAAGGUUCUGUUUUAACAAUAGGGACCGGUUUAGGAAUGCUGAUGUUUUAUGAUGUCAGAGCUCAAAAAUAUCUGGAAUCUUCAAUUAAUUCUAUAAGAACUGUUAUACUCAAAGCUUCUAAAGGAUAUGUGUUUCCGGAUGAAGAAUAUAUCGACGGAUUCCAAAAUGUGAGAUACACGCCUGCUAUAUAUACUCAUUGCUACGACGGAUCGGGUACACGGUUAUUUGCAGCUGGUGGACCCCUUCCUAUGAAUCUUUAUGGUAACUACGCAGGAUUAUGGCAAUAAAAUUUCAUCUGAAUUGAACAGCAUCAAUCUUUACGUAAAUAAUAAGUUGUACAUUUAAAUUGUCUGAAAUUUGUCUGAAGAGGUAUAUAUGCCUGUUCAUAUUGCUUUAAAAUCACUUCACUAUUCUAAACUUUAAUACGUUUGCAGGAAAUCUUCUUUUAUUUUUGUUAUAUAAUUAUAGAGUAUAUUGUGACUGAUAAUAUAACCAAAGUGUGAAAAAAUAGUUCAGACUAUUUUACAAAAUCAUGAUAUUCCUAAUUAUUAAACAAAUGAAAAUAUUUAUUCUUUGAUAACUAAUUUUGUUUUUGUUUGUAAUUAGUUAAUAUUUAAAUUGAAUUUCUUCAAAAACAAAACCUAUACCAAAAAUGUUUCGUUCCACAUUUCUAUUUAUUCUUUCUUAUAGAAUUGGCACUUUGUAAGUUGUAUUGUCAGAAGCUAGACACUCUAUUACAAUUUAACUAAAAAAAAGUAGUAGCACACAGAUCUAAAAUCAUAAGUUUCUAAUAACGAGAUUUUUUAAAUUUAAUACGAUAUUUAAACAUUUUUAUAUUUCAUAAAUAGAUAAGCAAGUAGAGAAGAUGAUAACAUAGGAAAAUCAAUUUUCAAGGUGUAUAUACCUCCAACACUUGACAUCUGGAGUGAAAGAAGUGAAAUAAUUGUUAUAUUUUUAUCAUUUAAAUCAUACAUAUAUAGUGAUGAACACAAAUUUCAUUUCAGUUUCAUUUUAAUGAACAAUCAUUAGCAUGUAUAUGUAUCAGUGUGAAUGAAAAUGGAAUUUGCAUGUAUUUAAAAUAUGUACUCGGUAAACGAUAUCAUGAUUUUACAUCACCAGUUCAUUAGAUAAAUGACAAAAUAAUUUCUAUCAUUAUGUAACAUAAAAUUUUGCACUCGCACUAGUUAUUGUAGGUAAAAUUUACCAAAAUAUUGAAUGAGGAUCUCUUUUAGAUUAUAACGAAAAUGACUUUUUAAGAAGUGAUAACGUAAAUUAUUAUUACUAUUAUUAUUAAUUAUUAUUAAUUAUUUCAAUCUUUAUCUCGCCUGCAUAUAGUGUGAUUUGUAAAAACUCCUUGAUAUUCCGUAUUCUAUAUCUUCAUUUGUCUAAAAAUUUAAAAAAUGUAAUCAACGAAUAACACUGCAAUGAACAUUAAGUUUUAUCAAAUACAAUCUAUAAUGUUAAAAUUUUAAUACUGGCCUUAGAAGAACAAUAUACAAUGAAUAUUUGUUAGACAACAUAUUUUAGGCAUUCGAGAUCUAUUACCAUCUUUUACCAUUUAUUUCUGUAUUACAUGGUACAAUAUCAAGCAUAUGGAAUUUUUAUUGAUGUUCAAACAAACAUUUUGAAUAUGUGUGAUGAUUGUUAAUAUUUUGUUACAUCAAAAAUUUAAAAAUAUAUAGUUUAUUACAGUUCAUUUCAUUUACUUAUCAAGAUUUUUUUGUUGAAUAUUGUCAUCAAUUUCAAAGAAUUGAAUAUAUUAAUUCUAAACUGUCAGUACUUGAAACACAUAAGUUCAAUGCAGAUAUUUUAAAUUGAAACAGUUUAACAUUGAUUGGAUUCCGUAUUCAUCAUGUGUUAUACAAUUUUAAGACGUUGAAGUAUUAAUGAAUGUAAGUCGUGCGCAUUUGCGAUAAGAGAUAAUGAUAUACAAAACCUGUGAUUGUAUAAAUACGUUUGCUGAAUGUAAUUGAGAAAAUUCAUUUUAACAAAUUUAUCUUUAACUAAUGAGAUAUUAUACUAUGCAUAAAUAAUGACGCAGAUUAUGUGGAAUUAUUUUCAAGUUUGAACUAUGAAAUUUAUAUUUGGUUCAGAAAAUGAAUUGUGCUUGAAUUUUUAGUACACUUAAAAGAUAAAAUUGACCAUUAUAUUUGCAACUAUGUUAAUGUACUAAAUUUGUUGAUGCAGUAAUAAUGCAAGUGCAUUUUUAAUAUUUAGGAUAGGGCAUUUUAAUGGACUAAAAACUUGUUGGCAUAUAAACAAUAAGUAUCUGGAUUAUCAACAUUACGAUGAAUAUAUGGUAACAAAGUAUAUUCUGUGUACUUAUAUAUUAAUGGAUUAUAACUUGUUCUCAUAUAUUCAUAACAUCAUUACAUUACAUAAUAAGUAAAAAUGCGUGUUGUAUCUACAAACUCGAGAAUAGACUGUAUAAAUAUGUAUGUGAUCGUACAUAAUGAAUGAGUACAUUGAACAUAUUUCAAUAUCGACUAUCGCAUGUACUUUUAGCAUAAACACUGCAAAAAGAAAAAAAUACUGCAAAAUAUCAAGAGUUUUGUUUAACAGUAAUUUUAUGAACUUUUGAUAUUUUUCGAAAACACAUACCUUUUAACAAUUGAGUUUCAUUCAUUGUUUUUAUACGAAACACUGUAAACAAUACCAAGUAAACUGUCAUUGAUACACAUUGUAUUAUAAUAUUCAUGUUGAAACGUUCUAACUUUCAUGCUAGUACAAUUUAAACAAGAAAAUCUAAGCGUUAUACAUUUUAUCUGGACUAAUGCAAUAUGAAAAGUAUAAAUAAAUAAUUUUUAUACUUAAAUAUACGUAUAAGUUAUAUAACAAUUUUGUACAAUUACAAUAGCAGCAUCACUUUGUCGUUAAAUACUUUAUUUAAUGUUAUUUUAUAUUAGGCAAUGUAUAAAAAAUUAUUUUAGACCAACUUCCAAAUAUUUAUGUUUAGAUUUUAUGAUUCUUUAUUUUUUCUUUUUUUUGUGAGAUGUGUUGUAUGUAUAAAGAAUAUCCUUUUUAUCAUUUAAAUAUAAUUGACCCUUUGGUUACGCAAAACUCUGUCAAGGAAUGCAAAUUAUAUAAUGUAUAAACACAUGAAGGUAAAAUAACAGCCGAAUAAGUUAUAAUAUUUUGUUUCAUUUAUUUCUAUGUAAAAGAUUAGAUUCAGAAAAGAUUUUCUGUAUUGAUUUUUUGUCUUGAAAUUUGAUGCAAUGGUAUCACUUUGGGGAUAUGUAGUAACUAAAGGGUUAAGUCUUUUAUAAUUAGUUUCCGUGUUUGUGUUCGUAUUUUAUUAGUAACAAAUUGUUACUACAAAGAUAAAGGGAUAUAUAGGUAAUUUGUUUUUUAAUUUCAAAAUUUGAAAUACAUUUCGAUUGUUAAGAAACAAUGCAAUUAAGAUAUGUACAAAAGAUGUUUGUAAAUCUCAGUCAUUCAAUGUUAGCUUGUUAUAUUCCGUCAGAGUAUUAUGUUAAUUGGUUGUAGAAAAGUAUAUAUCAAAUUUAAGUAAAAUUAAUUUUGAAAAGGAAAUACCGAAUGAUUUGCUGUAGUUUAAUUUGAUACUUCAGACUUUAUAUACCUUUUACAUAUAAUACUACUUGGACGGUAAACAAAGCUAUGUUGAUAACAUUGUAAUUCCGUUAAGUAGUCUGUGUAAAUAAAUAUACCAAAUCAUUUAUUGAAAAUUUAUAUAUUGAUCAUUUUAAUUCAGUUACGUGGGCAAAGUAAGUAAAAGGAUGUCGUACUUCUUAUCAAUAAUUUAUUAAUGGUAAAUUCAUACAUUUUAUUUAUUUCAUUGAGAAUCAUCACAAAUAACGUGUAAAGUGUGUAUAAUGUAUACAAAACACGCGUAAAUCGCGAUAUACUUGUAGUACAUGUAAUGCAAAUGUUUUCAAUUCGAUUAUUGAUGCUUAGCCAUGGUUAUAUUAGAUAUGUUUAUGUUCAAAACGUACCCAAGGCGCAAUAUAGGUAAAAACGACAGUCAUUUUCCCCUAUAAUGCACUCGUCGAUAUGUUGUAAAGUGUAGUUCUUGACGAGUGAAAGAUUAAUGCCUUUAAUAUGGAUUUUUUUCAGAGCGUGUAUUUCUAUUAGUGUGAUCGCAGCGAUAAAUUGCUUCUUUCACAUGGUCAUUACGUGGGGAUUAGUGAGAGCGUUUCUAUCGUCAUCACUAUGAGCCCAUUGUCGGGCAUAAAUAAGCUCAUUUUUCUUUUUGGUAUAGAUUGACAGUCCGUAUAUUCUAACACGCAAGUACCGUAAAUAAAUAUACAUUAAUCAUACAAUAUACAUUCUGAAAAUAAAUAGAGUAUUUCACAAUUAUUGCAUAAAUCAGUGAGCACUACUGUGGUAAUCGAUCCGAUCUCACGAGGAAUGUUAUGUCUGAACCGUUUCCUCGUACCGACAACAUAUUGUUAUUUUUUUUUACAGGCAAUUAUAAGUAACUGUUCCGUGAUAUCGUCCUCUAAAGUUGUAUUCGAGAAAGAUCACUUUUAAACCUUUCAUAAUCAUAAUAAUACAUCAGCAAGUUUAGGAUUUUCCAUCCAUUCUUUUCAGUAUGAUCGUGAGGUUAUGUUAAUAAAAAAAAUCAAAGAUGCCCAGCAUCUAAGGCCUUAUUUAUA